Molecule: messenger RNA, 11637 nt
Organism: Pocillopora meandrina
Lineage: Eukaryota; Metazoa; Cnidaria; Anthozoa; Scleractinia; Pocilloporidae
Source: the annotation of a GenBank genome assembly
GUUUUGCUCCACCCUUGUUCGGCUGGGAGCGUUGAUUAUAUCCUAAGCUUUAUCAUUCGAAACUUAAGUUUUCUUUCAGCUCAUUUGUGCUCGCAGGUGCUUCUGUGACCGCACUUUUUCGCGAAACAGUGCUAAACAAAUUCAGUCAUCUAGAGCACUUAUGACCUUACCCCACGCUUUGAUCACACUGGAUUGACUGGAUUAGACAACGCCAGCUGAUCCAGGGAUUCAUGAACAUAUAAAGAUAGGUGUGCUAGUGUUAGAGGCUGGUUUGCAAAGCAGAAAUUACGAUUGAGAGAUCAGUCUUCGAAUAAGGGCGGCUACAUUUUAGUCCGGUAAAAAGCUAUAAUGUUGGAACCAAAGGACCCGGAUCUUUUGUGGAUAGUUAUUGUGGGUUUCAUUGUUGCUUUUGUCUUGGCUUUUGGAAUCGGAGCAAACGAUGUAGCGAAUUCAUUUGGAACUUCCGUGGGAGCCAAAGUGUUGACUCUCCGGCAAGCCUGCAUUAUUGCAACGAUCUUUGAACUGUCCGGAGCAGUUCUCAUUGGAGCCAGAGUAUCAGGUAACGGCCAUCACAGGAUACUGAAGAGAGUGUUUGACCUUAAUUAAGUUUGACCUUGGAGGUUUCACCAUGUCUGAUGAAUUUAUUAUGUAUUCAAGAUGCUUCUCUGUCCCUUUUGGUUUCAAUGUUUAUGGAAAGGGGUGAUUUCAUUAUCUUAGGCAUACUCCUCAUUAGCAGAUGUUUUUGUACGAAAAUCGUCCUUAUUGUGUUGAACAAUGAUCGUAAUAUUGCCUCAACCCAUGAACAAUUCGAAUAUCGUGAGAUUAAGCUUACUGAUCAACACGAUAUGAAUUUAAAACUUCAUCGUCAAUGGCCCUGGAAGUUUACAUAAUAAAUGAUUUUUUUUUAAGAGAAGUUGAUAUUAGUUUCCAGUAUUUCCAUACAACAAUAGCAACUCAGAGUACAAGUGUGUUCACUGAUCCGAUUCAUUCAUCUCCACAGCUGAGUGAUUUUUUUAAGCAUUUGAGGAUACAUUCAAUUAUUUUAAGAACCGAAAAAAACUUUUGUGAAAACAUUCUUGUCCUUCUGACAUGAUUAUUUUCUUUUUGCCAUGGAGUUAUUGAAAGAUGUCAUUAUGUGGCUUCUAUUGUUUGCAAUUUGCAAGUUUGAGGUUUCACAUUUGACCGUUACGAAUGUAAUUUCCAAAGUGGUUGGAAGGGCUGAAUGAAUAUGUUUUUAUGUUCAGUGAACUGUUUCAUGUAAUUUUGAUAAUUAGGAUGCAAGUUACUUAGAUUUGUGUCAGACAAGGUCACAAUUUUAAGCAAAAUGAACACUAUUCUGGGUUUAAUAAAUAUUCAUGAAAUACAGCCAUAAAAUAAUAAUUUUUCUGGUUACAGAAUAAGUCAAGAGAUCACAUCAUAGUUAAGAGUAAUCAACAAGGGGGUUAACUGAGAAUGAUUAACACCAGUUUUUAAAUUUCUAACUUCACUAAUGUGGCCUGCAAUGUGACUGCUCAAGGUGAUAUUAGAACUGUGAGAGAACAAAAAAAACUUUUAACUCGGGAUUGGUCUAAGCUCUAACAAUAAAAAUGUUCUGAAAUUUUUUAGUUUUAUGCACUUGGUUUAAAUAUGUCAUUAACAAUGUCCAGAAAUCAUCUUCUAUGUAAGUUUGAUUUGCUAGUCACUUAUUUCCACUUCACCAGCACUUUUAAUUUGAUAGCUCAAGUGGAUCAGAUUACUGUGAUAUAAAUGGCCUUACCCAUUUUCCUUCUCUUGCAAUUUUGAAGUCUAAUUUGUAAAAUCACAACAAAAACUGUUCAGGUUAGUUUACUUAAUUAAGUCUAAUUUUCAAUCCUUCAGACCAAAUUAUUAAAGGGACAUGAAUAUUGAAGCUUUUGUUUUUCUUGUUCGUAGACACAGUAAGGAAAGGAAUCAUUGAUAUAAACUCCUUUAAUGGUACUGAAGAACUGGCUAUGAUUGGAUCACUGAGUGCUCUCAGUGGUACAGGAAUAUGGCUGAUAGUUGCAACAUUUUUUAACCUUCCUGUGUCAGGGACUCACAGUGUUGUUGGUGCUACUAUGGGUUAUGCAUUAGUGGCACAUGGGCUUGCAGGAGUCAAGUGGAAGACUUUUGGACUCAUUGGUGAGUCUUUUAGCCUAAAGAAAUCCAUCAUUCUUGAUUACAAUUGUGGAUGAUUAAAAGAUUUGGAUCAAUAUCCGUAUCUGGGCAACUGCCCACCUACCCCUCCCCUAACCUAACAUUCACCCUAACUUGUUAUCAAUUGACUGUUAUUGGGUUAGGGGAGGGGUAGGUGGGCAGUUGCCCAGAUACUGAUAAUGAUCCAAGGAUUUAGUAGAGAGAAUUAGUCAGUGGUUGUAAAACAUAGAGCUUACCAAACUAGAUUCCUUUUUUAAAUUGAUUUUAUAAAACUUCAAUUACAACAGUAGCCUUAUCUCUGUAACAGAAUUUUAAAACCUUCAUUACAUGUUUGAAAAAUGAAGUAGAAACCUGAAGGUAUUUUUUAAUAAUCUUGGUCAAGUGUUGUUGAUGACUAUGAUAGUUUUGGAUUAUUUAUGACUAUUUACCUUUUUCUAUUUGUAGCUGCAUCUUGGGUCAUAUCUCCAUUGCUGUCAGGACUUUCAAGUUCUAUCAUCUUUGUUCUUAUUCGACAUUUCAUACUUUCCAAGGUAAGAAACCAAGGUUUGAUCGAAUGAAAAACUGUACCUAGUGUGUUUUUGUUCUUGUGCAAGGAGCGCUUAUUGAAUAAUAGUAUAACUACAAAUUAGGCAGUUUUCAUAUUUAAUAAACUUCAUAUUUCUGUGGUUGGGAGAAGUAAGCUUUUUAUUAAACUUUUACACCUCCACAGUUUCUAACUGCCAAGCAGAAACAGAAUUUAUUGCUUCGUGUAUAGUCUUUAUCUUUAAAGCAAAAUAUGUGGAAUGUAAUGGGAUGCUACUUGGGUUUGCGUUUUUUUAUUUUAUUACAUUUAACUGAAAAGGUCUUAGUUUUUUAUUAGUGAAUCUGAAGCAUUUUGAAUACACCAGGUAAUAGUACAGUCCCCUGACUUAUUUUUUUGUUGCUUUGUUUUGCUUUAUUUUGUUUGUUUGCCAAAUUUUAUUAGCCAAGUCUUAUAAAAAUUAAUGUUAGUAUUGGUUGACAGAGAGAGCUUACAUAGCAUUGUGGCAAAUAUUGAGUGCUUUUCUAAUUGACUCAGUGUUAUUUGUAUACUGCUUGAUUUAUUUUCAAUUGAAAGAGUUGCACUAUUGAUUAGUAUUUGUAGUUUGUAGUUUGAUACAGAUUUUGGUAAUGAAUGUACAUUCCCUGAAUCCUUUAUUAAUUUGAAAUUUUGAUGUACAGUUAUUGUAACUUUUUUUCCAGAUUAACGCAUUUGAUAUUGGUCUGAAGUCACUGCCUUUAUUUUAUGCCAUAACAAUAGCCAUUAAUUUCUUCUCAGUGUUCUACAAGGGAUCUCAUGGUAAGAAGAGUUUCUGUAGAAAACAUUGAGAUAACACGAUUUUUGAUAUAAAGUACUUUUUAAUGAUGUAGAUAAAAUCUGUCGGGUUUUUGAUAAUUAUAUAAUUUUUCUUUAAGAGGUACUUUCAUUAUUUGGUCAAAUUAUUUUACAUCAUUUCCCAGUUUAAUUAAGUUUUCUUCAAUUUGUUCUUCUCCAUGACUAGAAAAUGUUUCUUAAACCAGUAAAAUAGGGGGCACUCUCUAGCUGAUAAACCUUUAUUUUCAUCACUUGUUUCAUGAAGAAUGUGCUGAAAUCAUGAGGAGAAAUUACAUGCCAAUGAAUAAGAACAAUAUAAAUUAAUUAUUAACUUAUUCUAAUUGGCAAAGAAGUUGAGAGUAAGUCCUUCAAAUUAAAACACUGUCAAUGAUAGAACUCAUAUUGAGUAAUGACAUGAUUAAUUGGAGGUUCUAUUCAAUUGUUUUCAGUAUUGGGCUUUGAUCGCAUUCCACUGUAUGGUGUGUUAAUUCUGUCAGUUGGAGGUGGUAUUCUCUCAGCAAUUAUUGUACUCUUUGUUGUGUCUCCAUACUUGAAGAAGAAAAUUCUGAGGGAAGUAUAUGGUGAUGAAAGAGAAACAACUUUAUCUGCUGGUUCACCAGCUGCUGCCCAUUUCUCCAAAUCAACUUUGAUUAAAAGUAUUGAGCCAGAAGUUUUUACUGAUGAGCAAGGUUCAAGAAGUAAGUUUUUACUCAAGACGCAACUUUACUUCAAUGUCAAAUUUGUAUUCAAUCUUAAAUAGUUUAUCAUAUUUUUACUUGCUGAAUAGAGGGUAUUUUAAAAAACUGUGACCAAUUAAGUAACACUGAUGGUGCAGUUUCCUUUACCGAGGGAAGAGUUUGCAUGGCUUCAUGGAAAAUAAGAACAAAUGUGCAAUUCAAUACAGAAGAAAUUUUUAUGAAGCUAUAAACAAAUUCCCACAACAUCUGCAAAAAUACCUUUGAAUCCCACCUUAUAAAGAAGGAGUGAUAGAAUGAGUUAAUUAUUAAUACCAAAGGAAUCCCUCCAACAUGACUGAAAUCUAAGAGAUAAGUGUUCAGAUUUAUACUUGCUAUGCUAUUGCAGUGACUCAAACAAACGUUUGGUAAUGUGCUGUGUUAAGUACAUGAUACCUAAGUUAAGAAGAGUGUUCUUAAAAGACAAAGUCAUUUUAAAAAUCGCAUAUCUUUUGUAACCACCAAUUUAUAGUUUACACUAAGCUGAGUUGGCCACCAUUUUUUCAGCUUCCAAAGUUGCUCCAAUCCUGGAGAAAAUCCAGUUCAAAGUAGCCAAUGUGCACCACCAUUUUCAAUAGCUAGUUAGUAUAUAGUGGUGAUGUCAGACUUUCCAACAUAUUAUUACCCCCUGCACAUUUCCAGUGUUUACCUUUUGAUUGUGGUCAUGGCAUCUCAUAAACCACAUUGUUUUAAGCCAAAACAAGCUCAAAAUCUGGACGAAAACAGUGACGGAGAUGGUGAAAUGAAGAAUCUACUUGGAACUACAGAUAGGUGCUCUUGUGGCUUAUGCCAAGUGCUACCAAUGCCAAAAGAGUGCAAUCACUGUCAAAAACAAGCAGACUGGAAAACAAGACGGAGAAUACAAAUGCUUAUAUGAAUGAUUGUUGGCUAUAAUGAGUGAAUACUUUCAAUGGAAUGUGGUGUCAUUUUGCUUGACUUAAGUGUUGGAAAUUGCACUUGUAAGAGAUUAGCUUUAACAAACUAUAUUUGUAUUUAUCUCUGUGUAUUUUGUGUCUAUAAUUUUUCACUGCUGGGCAAAAUGCAGGGGUUUCAUGUAUCUUAGAGAAGGAGGAAUUCCCAGCCGUGUGCUCAAAUCGAGCAUUGUUACCAACUGCGAUGAUGGGCCUGUACAACUAUAGUAGAUCACCUAUGCCUUCACCAUUGCAGAAUUGAUAAGAGCAGUGCAGAUAAGAUUCUAUUUGCAUUUACUCCAGGAUACAUCAUGUGCUAUACUUGCUCAUUAGUGACAUGAUUUUACUCAAAUUACAUCAAGACUAUGAAGUCUGCCAUCAGUCUUUUGUUCUAAUGAAAAUGUACACUGUAAUUGUUCUGUUCCUCUUACAUUUUUGGUUAUAUGUUGUUGUUGUUGUUGUCCUUUUUUCUUCAAGUAUAAAAUUUAAAUUCAAAAUUUCUUUUAUCUGUGUCAUCAUUAGAUACAAAAUAUUACCAAUUUUAUUUUCAGUCCUUAUGACUAUGCAGCUUAUCAAGAGUAGCUCUGUCUGAUUCAAAGAAAGUUUGAAAGAGAAGAAAUUAUUCCAUCCUGUGUCAUUACAACUAUUCCAAAAGAGUUUGUGGAAGCUGAUGGGAAUUCUACUGGUUUUAACCUUUUGACCCCUUAAAGAGACCCGCAUCUCUCCUUACAAUAUUGUCCCAAAAUCAAAUGUUAGGGUCACACGAGUAAAGGAAAUGAUCACCAACUAAAGAAGCUCUUGAUUGUUAAACAAAUUCUUCUUGUCAGCUUUUUUGGAUGUAUGUGGAGAUAAGUAUGGAGAAUGUGCAUACUUAUGUCAUGGUGUUAAUGGUUAGGGUUGCAACAAUGGGUGCAAUAUAUUUGGUAGUUAUCCAGUACAUAAAUUAGCUAGUUGUGUUAUUUAAUUGUCAUGUGGGUAAGUAAAAAAUAUAGAAGAUGUAGCCUUUGGAUGUUAAACUAAUUUAAGAAUUGUGUAUCAAAGUCUUGUAAAAAAAAGAACGAAAGCACCUUAUUUGAUAAACAAGUAUGGCUAGUGGUGACCUAAUUGCAUAUGCUCUAUCACGAUUAAAUCACUACAAACUAACUUAUUGAUGUUAUGCCAAAAUAUAAACCAUGGAAGAAAGGUGGGACAUGCAGUUGCAAUAUCAUAUGAUUGUUUCCUGGUGACAAUGCUAUACCACAAGAACUUAGAAUCAUUCAAACCAUGAAGCUGGGAGAGAAGGAAAAAAAUUCAUUAACUGAUUUUGAGUCCAUUAUACAACAGCAUUUUGAUUUUCCUUUAGGGUUAGAAAGUCCUGUAAGGAAGUAAUAGCUAAAAUGAAAAUAAAUAUGUAUCGUUGUACUGUGUUGGUAUUACAACAUUUCUUAAUGACUGGUGGUGAUACUCGGUUGUUGAAACCUGGACAUAUGCUGGGAAAUUGUGUCUCCUUUGUUCCCUUUAGAAAUCAGGGCGGAGUUUUGUGGUAUUGCUGAUGCUUGAAUUUUUCCUCGUUUCAUUAGCUCUUCAAUGAACUGAUAAAUUCAUAAAUGGCGUUAGCAACCCACUUUUUAUGGUGCUUAGGGAAAACAGAUGUAAAAUGGGCUUCUCUACUAUCAGUGGCAGCAGUCUCUCUUCCUGCAUUCCUUUUGUUGUCAGCACUGGUUGAUUUCAACACAGGCCGGGAAUUUCAUAUCUGAAUUACAAGAAACCCUGCGUUUUGCCAAGCAGCAAAAUAAACAUAGAGACAAAACAAACUGAGAUAAAUACAAAUCUAGUUGAUUUAAGCAAAUUUCUUACAUUUGUAAUUUUUAACACUCAAGCAAAGAGACACCACUUUCCAUUAAAAGUAUUCACUCAUUAUAGCCAACUAUCAUUUGUGUAAGUAUUGGUAUUCUCCAUCUUGUUUUCCAGUCUGCUUGUUUUUGACAGCAAAUACACAAUAUUAAGCCACAAGAAAAACUAUCUGUAGUUUCAAGCAGAUUACUCAUUUCACCAUCUCUGUUGCUGUUUUCGACCUGAUUUUGAGCUCAUUUUGGCUUGAAAUGAUACGGUUUAUGAGCCAUCAUGACCACAAUCAAAAGGUAAACACUGGAAACGCGCAGGGGGUAAUUAAAUGUUAGACAGUUUGACAUCACCACUAAGCUAAUUAGCUAUUCAAAAUGGCUAUGUGUGUUGGCCACUUUGAAGUGGAUUUUCACUAGGAUCGAAACAACUUUGGAAACUGAAAAACUUGUUGCUAGCAAAAAAUAUGUGAUCUUUAGAGUGACCUUGACUUUUAACAUUCUUAGUUUCAACCUUGGUCAUUAUGUAACUUGGCAAUUCUUAACUCAAGGAAACAGCUGGGAACAAACUUGAGCUUAAUGGGCCACUGUUCCAUCCAUUUGAGAGCAGCAGCCUCAUUUGUUGCCUUGUAUUUCUAAACAUGCCAAAAGGCCAGACUCAGAUAAGGCUACAAGUGAUACAAAAAGGGGUUUGUCAUUCUUGACUUAGAAGUUUUUAUUAGAUAUCAUACUCAUGGCUGGUAAGCUGGCACAACUUACAGAGUUAAAAUAAUUCUGGGAAUUGCUUUUCAAAGGCUCUAUCAGUAUUAAUUUCUUGUCCUUUUUUUUUUUUUUUUUUUAACUCUUUCCUUUCUUUUUUUCCAAAAAGAAUUCCCAGAAGAAAGCAGCCAAUGUGAAGAUGAUACAGUGACAUUAACUCUGCCUUCUGAGUGUUCAGUUUCCACACAAGCACAAGACACGCCUAACAAUGAACAAGCCCCAGAUACACCUAGUGAUGAACAAAACUUAAGUUGCUCACCCUCCAGUGAGAUGCAAUGUGAUACUAAGGAACUGAUUCAAGAGAAUGGUGGUCUUAAUGAGGCACAUAAGGAACGAGCAAGAUCACGGGGAAUGUCUCUCCUGAUGGAGGCACGGAUGCAAGUAACAGAUGAACCCAAAACUGGACGGCUUUUUGCUUUUUUGCAGAUAUUGACUGCUUCAUUUGGAGCCUUUGCACAUGGUGGAAAUGAUGUGAGGUACCUGGUUUUUUUUUUUUAACUUUUACUUGAUAGGCAGGUACUCAUGGAUAAUCAGUCACAGAUUUUCUAUGGGACCUGAGGGAGCAUUCUUUUAUUAUAAAAAGAUGCUGGGUUAAAUGUGAUAGUUUACAGCUGAUGAACUUCAGCAGUUACUUUAGAAGACUUCAAUUUAAUUAGGGGUGAUCUGGAUUGUGUGUGAAUUGUGAUACUCAGUCCUUUUUUUUUUUAAUGUCUUCUUUUUUUUAAGUCUUGGCAAGGUCCAUAUCCUUUGAAAGCUAUAAAAACAAGUACCGUAUUUACUUGUGUAUAAGUCAAUCUCUAAGGACCAAAAACUCAGCCCAAAAAAUCACCCUUGACUUAUACACAAGUCAUACACAAAGACCUGACCCAAGCAAUCCAAGAAAUUAGCACAACAAUUGCGUGAAGUCUGUUUGGAAAACCGAGUCUAUAAAACCAGUUUGAAUUGCGUUUGAGUUUCAUCACUUUUCAGCUCAUUCUUCGUCCACAAAAAGUUUGAAAUAAUAAAUUUUGAGUGGCUUAACACAAAGCUACUGGAGCUGAUUUAUAUUGUGUCUUUGGACUGUAGAACAGACAUUUUUUCUUACAGGUUUGCUGUUGUUUAUAGUGCUGAAAUUUCAAUUUCAUAGAAUGAUCACAGUAGCUUAGUAACUUGGCAAAUGCCGUUGUCUUGCACAGUUUUGCUUGUUACGCGCGAUCCUUCGAAGCUAUUUGGUGUUCCUUCAGUUUACUUAAUCUCCUUUCAAACUCAAUAUUAAGAUAAAGGUUUGUUAAUGCAAGAAAAUUUCAUUUUCAAUGUGAUUUACAAAAUAUAGUAAAAUAAUUCUCCAAUAAAUUGAAGUGCUUGUGUGUUCUUAAAUCGUGGUGAUAUAAACAAGUGCUGAUAAACCUCAAAGCACUUGGUUACAUUUUGCUCUGCAGUUUUUUAAUUCCCAGUGUUUUCAAUACAUUCCCAGAAAUAAGAAAUUAACUUCUGCGAAAUUUCUAUCUGUCUAAAUUUUACCUUUUUGACUAGAAAUGGUGAAAAACCUGAUUUUUUAACUUAAAAAAAGGGGGUCAACUUAUACAUGAGUUCGACUUAUACACAAGUAAAUACCGUAACUCAAUUAAGACAGGCUCACAUUUCAUCAAUGUCUCUUCAAGACCCAAAUGCGAUCCCUUAGGUUAGAACUGAUUGUGUAUAUGUCUGGCAACUUAUUGUUGCUGUUUUAUCUUGAAUUGCAGCAAUGCUAUUGGUCCAUUGAUCUCAUUGUGGGUUAUUUACUGGUCAGGCAUGAUUCAAGAGAAAGUUCAGAUUCCAAUCUGGAUUCUUGUUUUUGGAGGUGUUGGAAUAUGCAUUGGGCUCUUUGUUUGGGGACGACGUGUUAUCAAGACAGUUGGAGAGGAUCUAACUCCAAUAACACCAUCAAGGUAUGCAGGAAGACAAGGUACUCCGUUACACGUGCAACUUAAGAAUAGACAGAGACAAUCAGCCAUUUAGUUUUAUAUGAGCAAGACUUUUGAAACUUUCCAGAAUCAACAUUUUGUUGUCCUUCAAUUUGGUGUCAGGGUAAAAAAAAUUACUUAUUUUGUCUGAGGAAAGGUAAGAAAAUUCUGAAAGCACGCCAAACUGUCCAUGCAAAUUUUACAGAGUGGUCCCCCCAGGGAGUGGUGCUUGAAUGAAGAAGGAGGAAACUCAGACAUGAUGACAGCUUCCAACUUUCACAGUACCUAGUCAGUACUGAGCAGCUGUCAGUUGUAUCAUGGGAGGAUUGCUAAGUUUAUCUAGUAAAGUUUUAAGGAUACAGUAGACCCUCACAGGUGUUCUUUGCAAAAAAUAAACCAUGAACUAUAUAUCCAUGGUAAGAUUCUGACAUUCACUACUUGGCAAAAAUUCUUUUCACUUAAGCUUGAUCUAAUUGUAAACCAAAUGGUACACAAAAAUUCAGAAUACACAAUUUUUCUUUGAGUGAUUAAUGACAUAUUAAAUCUGACUGCACAAACAAAACUUCUGCACAAUUUCAAUCCUGAGGAGCUUAUGGUCCUCAAAACUGUGUGGAGAUUUAUUGAUAUUGUUAUUGGUUACUUUGUAAUUUAUCUGUCAAGUUUGCUGAUCAAAAUUUUACAGAUACAUAUUACAUCAGAAGCCACCAGGGGAGAUCCAUUUUGAAAAAUGGAAUUCCCUCUCAUGGUUUGUUUGGUUGGUGUCAUGGGAGUAUCUAGAUAAAAUUUCAAGGCAAUCUGUAUAGUUUACAUACCCUAUUAAUUUGUUCAAAGAAGGCACUUCCACAUAAAAACAAAGUAAGUUUCUUAGGUUUCUAAAGUUUUCCCAACAAUUCAGGUCUUUGGGUGACCACGUGUCAAGUUAUGUCAACACUCUGAAAAACUUGAAAUGCUUAUAGCUGAUCGAAACAUAGAAGUGUCCUGCAGAGUCUCAGGAGACUCAGCAAAAAACAUAUUUUGCACUAGGUAACUGUCCAUCAGUUACAAAUGUCCCCAUGACAGACCUGCUAAACAGCAAUUUUGAUGUCAACUUUUUUUUUCAACCUAAAGCCAGCUUAAGCAUGCCACGGCAAAACUUAAUGGUUGCUAAUCAAGUGCGAGCAGUGAAGAUUGCUUAAACCGGGGGCCUUUAUUUGAUUUGGUGAGAUUCUUUCACUACUAUGUGUGGAGUUUCUUUACUUCUUGUGCUGAGUCAUUCAGGCUUCUUAUUUUACUUUCAUCUAUGGACUCUUCUCCUUUUUAUCUUUUUCUAUUCACAUUCUAGUUUUAAAUGCAGGCAGAUAGCAAAGAUCUGUAUGUGAAAUCGAAAUCAGGAGACAUUUACAUGAUUGAAAUUCAAGUACCAGGAUGUUUUGCCACAACAAACCCUUUAGAGUCAUUAAUGUUUACAUGUUGUAUUUGGCUAUUCACACUGGCAGGUGAAAGAAUUCCAUUCAAAAAUGUUUUAGUAAAUAACUCACACAUGUGUCAAGAUUUUACCUAAUUUUUUGUUGGAAACUAUGGUUAAAAUGAUAAUGCUUAGUUUGACAUGAAAAAGAAAAAAAAGAAAAAAAAGUCAGCCCUCAAGGGUCUGCUGUAUCCUUAAGUUCUUUCCCCUGCUUUUAUCCAUGUGCAUUAUUUUUGACACUCAUACAUACUGUACUGAAUGAGAGUGAUCAAGUUGUUAACUCAGAUUUGUGGGUUUUUUUUUAGUUGUUCAUUCAAUGUGUGAUCCUAUAAUAGCAGUAAUUUAUAUUAUUUGUAAUUUCCAGCGGUUUUGUGAUUGAAAUUGGCUCAGCGCUAACUGUUCUGUGUGCAUCUAAUCUUGGCAUUCCAAUCAGUACCACACACUGUAAAGUGGGCUCUGUUGUUAUGGUUGGCAGAGUGAGGUCCAAGGAAGUUGUUGAUUGGUCAUUAUUCAGGAAUGUUAUACUGGCCUGGGUUAUUACUAUGCCUUUUGCAGGUUAG